Messenger RNA from Mesoplodon densirostris (Blainville's beaked whale), 4081 nucleotides. It is a transcript of the gene RNF149, whose product is annotated as ring finger protein 149. The record is from RefSeq and is a predicted model, not a curated record. The transcript is spliced from 8 exons. Bases 143 to 1342 code for a protein of 399 amino acids. NCBI's taxonomy places the organism in Eukaryota, Metazoa, Chordata, Mammalia, Artiodactyla, Ziphiidae.
CCGUGGCCCCUCCCGCCACCGGGACUGGGUCUUCCCGGGGUCGGCAGCUGGCGUCUACUUCUCUGCGCUUUUCGGCGGCCUGGCACGUCAGCGCCCUCCGGCUCCCGCCCGGCCCUCUCCUGCUCAGCCCGGCGGCGGGGCCAUGGCGUGGCGGCGGCGGCGGCGGCCCGAGGCCCGCAGCGGGGCCCGCGGCGCGCUGGCGCUGCUAGCGCUGGCCCUGUGUGCGCCCGGGGCCCGGGGCCGGGCGCUCGAGUGGUACUCGGCCGUGGUGAGCACCGAGUACGUGGACCCGCAGACCAACCGGAGCGUGCGGACCGUCUCGGAGAGCGGCCGCUUCGGCGAGAGCUCGCCCAAGGAGGGCGCGCGGGGCCUGGUGGGCGUCCCGCGCGCCGAGGACCGCGACCCCGAGGGCUGCGCGCCCCGCACGCGCUUCCUCGUGCCCGGCGGCCGGGGCGCCGCGCCCUGGGUCGCGCUGGUGGCGCGCGGGGGCUGCACCUUCAAGGACAAGGUGUUGGUGGCGGCUCGGCGGAACGCCUCGGCCGUGGUCCUGUACAACGAGGAGCGCCACGGGAACCUCACCGCGCCUAUGUCCCACGCGGGAACAGGAAAUAUAGUAGUCAUUAUGGUUAGCUACCCCAAAGGAAGAGAAAUUGUGGAUCUGGUGCAGAAAGACAUUCCGGUCACAAUGACCAUAGGGCUCGGCACCCGGCACGUACAGGAGUUCAUCAGCGGUCAGUCCGUGGUGUUUGUGGCCAUCGCCUUCAUCACCAUGAUGAUUAUCUCAUUAGCCUGGCUAAUAUUUUACUAUAUACAGCGCUUCCUAUACACUGGCUCACAGUUUGGAAGUCAGAGCCAUAGAAAAGAAACAAAGAAACUUAUUGGGCAGCUUCCUCUUCAUACUGUAAAGCAUGGAGAAAAGGGAAUUGAUGUUGAUGCUGAAAGUUGUGCAGUGUGUAUUGAAAAUUUUAAAGGAAAGGAUGUUAUCAGAAUCCUGCCAUGCAAGCAUAUUUUUCAUAGAAUAUGCAUUGACCCAUGGCUUUUGGAUCACCGAACGUGUCCAAUGUGUAAACUUGAUGUCAUCAAAGCCCUGGGAUAUUGGGGAGAGCUUGAGGACACGCAGGAGACGCAUGCCCCAGAAUCGCCCCCCGGGGGCGUUUCGACUGCAGACCUGAGUCUGACUUUACCAGAUGGUGACAGAAGUGACGCGGGCAGCUCAGCGCCGCCCACCACCGGCGACUCCGCGCCGCCUUGCGAGGCCAGUUUUAAAGAGGACGCAGGUGAAAACACGGCCUUGCUGGAGACGAGCAGGAGUGACCCUCAGCGUGAAGGACCUGCCUCCUAGCGUAUAACCUGCCGGCAGUGUCACGGACAGAGCCUGGGCUUGAAUGAAAGGACAUUGUAGUUUUUUUACUUUAGCACCUAGUUUGUAUAUGUGAAAAUAAUGUACAUUCUUUUACCUUACAGGCUCUGAUUUGAUAUACAAAGGGCUAAGAUACUUUAUUCUUAAAGAGAAGUUUUGAGUAGUCUUCAUAUAUUUAUCUACUAAAGUGUAUCAUAAGAUUAAUUCUUUCCUCUCAAGGAUGGUUCUAGACUAAGCACAUUGAGUUCAGACUAGUUGAAAUGCAGUUGUGUGAUUAUAUUCAGUCAUUGAUCACCUGAGUUUCCCUGGAGGAAAGACUUCUUUAGAACAUUAAACUUGUAAAUGUGAUGAGAAUAAUCUGUCGUUUCCUUGCACCUCUGUACUAUAGAGAGAUUUCCAAACCUUAGAGCACUUUCAUUGUUGUUUUUUAUUUGGAGUUAUGGGAAAAGCACUGGUUGACUUUUAGGAUUUGCAUUUCUCCCUUUCAUUACCUAAUUUCUUCUAACAACCUUGAUGAGGAGGGAAGUUUUGUCCAUUUUUUUUCUAUACAAAUAAAAAAAGCUACGAUUCCGUAUUGCGCACGAGCAUGAAGUUCUUCAUUGCUUGUUAAAGAAAUGGAGUAGACAGACUCUGAUGGACUCUUAUAUGGCGUUUUUGGGGGUAAAUGAUGAAUAUACUGAUUCCAACUGCAGUUUAAUCUUUACAAUUAUAAAGGGUGGUAGAUGGGGACUUUCCAUUGCUGUUGUAACAAAAUAAACAAGUAACCGGUUUCCUUGAUUAAUUUUAAAGCAAACUUAAUGGCAGUGACCUUGUUUAAUCAUCUCUCCUCUUUACUCUUGUUUGCUGUUCUUCCUUGGCAGUGGAGGUGGAGGGAGUGGGCUGUUCAAGCUUUUGGGGCCGCUUUCUAAAUUGAUAAAGCAAUUAAACAGACACACACACUGUCUGUUCUCACUUCUUAGAGAUGAAGUCAAGGAUGAGGAAGAGAUUUUUUUAGAACUUGAAAUUGUAGCCCUUUGUCGUUUCCAAACUAGUUACUGUGUGUAUCUGUGUGGGUAAAAAUACAUGUUUAUUAAGAAUAUAUAAUUUUUAAAAUUUAAAUAAUUUAUUUUUAUAGCUGUAUCUAAGAUGUAAAGUUUAUAUAGCUUAUUUUUAUCAAACUACUUACUACACUUUGAUUCCAGCCACUCAGUGAAAUACUAGGUGAGUAAACAGUGUCUACCGAACGAAGUAAACUGAGGCCAGUUUCCAUGUGAGGAGCUAUUGGAAUAGAAGUUGUCUUACUUUGAGCUCUCAUUUCAAUAGUCAGCCUCAGUAGGUUUCCAUAACAGCAAGUAUCUUUGAAAUCCACCUUCUGUGGUGCAUUGUGGAUAGGAAAAUAUGUCCUUGAUUUUAUACUGAGUUAGACUGUUUGCUCUUUGUAUUUUAACACACACAGUAAGGGAAGAUGCUUUAAUUCUUCCCAGUAGCCAAGGAAGCUGACUUUUUUAAAAAUACUGUGACAGAUCAAGGUAAAUUGUUUUUGAUGAUUAUGGAAGUGUGAGUUCUUAAUCAGUGGCUGUCAGCUAGAGCCUUCCUUAAUUCAGAAGUUUGAACCCUAAUUAUAAAUAGAAGAGACUGGAAAAAUUAUAGUACUCUUAUCUCUAGAAACACAAGUCUUUAACAGCAGAUAAAGAAAUUAGCAAGAGAAGACAGAAAACUCUUCAGUACUUCGAAAAUGUUUCCUUUGAUACUCUUUUCUUAGGUGGAAGUAAACAUGAUAAAGAGUCAGAUAUUACUAGAAUUUUUGCUGAAAUAUAAACUUGAUAAAAUGCUGGGGAUCUGGGGAAUGUCAAUGAAGAAAGAUUAGUAAAUGAGAGAUGUAGUUAAGGUUAUAUUAUUUACGGCAGUAAUCGAUUUCCUUCUGACAAUUGUCAUGAAGACCAUUUCUUCACAAAUAAUGUAGAGACCGUAUUUUUUCUUUUUAACUGAGAGCCUCAGGCAGCGUGUGGAGGGCAGUGGACCCAUGGAUGUGAACACCAGCCUGCCAUGCUGCUCCCGGGCUUCCCAUCAGAAAGCCACGAUGCCCAGAGGGGAGGUGCACACACAGCGCCUGGAGCAGAUAAUUUGAAGAUAUUAAAGCUACAACAGAUUGGAACUAAAAGUCCAGAGAAUUCAAGGUGUGGUUUUUAAAAAACAUGACAGUUAAAAUGAACUCGUUUGAUGACACUUAAAAGUUGACUGCAGUUUAUUGAAUCCCAGGAUUAUUGUUUCUUUUAUUUCAGGUAAACUUUCUUCUACUUUUAAAUAUGUUUAGUGAAGAACUUUUUGCUGGUGGUGUAACUGUGUAUCUUGUAUUUUUAAAAAAAUGUUCUCUAAAUAUAAUUACUAUUCUUUGUAAGCUAUUUAAAAUAAAUUUGAAAACCUUUCCUCUGUCAAGUAAACACCAGUACUGUAAUCUGGAAACGAUGCGCAGUGGUCUGUCUUUAGUCUCAGGCCACGUCUGCACAUCUGCCCACCGAAGCACACUUGCAGCUCCAAAUCAGGCGUGUGUAGCACAUCUGCGGUGGCUCGUGGACACCCCGGGGGCAGUGACCGUGCUGAGCUGCUGGAUGCUGUCUUCUAGUUUCAGCUCAGACUGUCAGCAGGUGUCCUUUUGUGCUCUAUGUAGUCCCACGUUUCCAAAAUGUGCUUCUCGUUGGUGAUUUCAGUUUGGAACGGACCCCAGGCACAGUGUUGUCACCC